GCCAUCACAACCACCCUCAGAGAGUCAGAGUAGGACCUCAUGAAUCACAUGCGCACUAAUAUAGUAUCGUUUCUAUAUAUACCAAUUACCACGCACGUAAGCUUAUAUCAGCGACCCAGCAGCUCAUACCACUCUCUCUAUAUCGUCAUCUUCACACGCAAGCCACGCCCCAAUUGCUUAUCCAUGGCGAUUUCUCUACCCAACGCUCUCCUUCCUCUUAAAACUGAAAUUUUCCCGUCAAAUACACGUUUAGCAGUGACGCCGGUCGGACGAUCAGAUUCUCUCAACAUCUUAUCGACGACGAGGAAUUUUACAGCUCCUCGAGUCUUAUCCAAGACUAGCGAACCUUUGUCUUCUAUGAUUAUUGAACUUGCAAAGGACCAAAAGAAUGAAAACCUAGAACAGGAUGAUGAUCAAACAGAGAGACAAAUUGCCGAUGUUUGGAGAGAAAUCCAUGGAGAGGAUGAUUGGGUCGGAUUGCUUGACCCGAUGGACCCGAUUUUGAGAUCCGAAUUGAUUCGGUAUGGCGAGAUGGCUCAAGCCUGCUACGAUGCUUUCGACUUCGAUCCGUAUUCGAAGUACUGUGGGAGUUGCAGAUUCUCUCGUCGGAAGUUCUUGGACUCGCUUGGGAUGUCAAAUCUUGGAUACGACGUCACCAGGUACCUUUACGCCACCUCGAACAUUAACCUCCCUAACUUCUUCAAGAAGUCACGGUGGCCGAAGGUCUGGAGCAGGAACGCCAACUGGAUCGGGUACGUCGCGGUCUCAAACGACGAGACCUCGAAGCGGUUAGGCCGUCGCGAUAUCACCAUUGCAUGGCGGGGCACCGUGACGCGGCUUGAGUGGAUUACCGAUUUAAUGGACUUUCUGAAGCCAGUUUCGUCUCUUAAAAUCCCCUGUCCGGAUCGGACCGUGAAAGUCGAAUACGGGUUCCUGGAUCUUUAUACUGACAAGGACGAUUCGUGCCGGUUCUGCAAGUUCUCGGCCAGAGAACAGAUCUUGUCGGAGGUCAAGAGACUUCUCGACUUGUAUCAAAAUGAAGAAAUCAGCAUCACCAUUACCGGUCACAGUCUGGGCGCGGCGUUGGCGAUUUUGAGUGCAUUCGACAUCGCCGAAACGGGUCUUCACGUGUUGAGAGACAGUCGGGCGGUGCCGGUAUCCGUGCUCUCGUUUGCGGGUCCUCGGGUCGGGAACGUUAGGUUCAAGGAACGGAUUGAAUCGCUGGGUGUCAAAGUGCUGAGAGUGGUGAACGUGCACGAUAUGGUGCCAAAGUCGCCGGGAUUACUGUUCAACGAGCAUGUGCCGGUGAAGGUGAUGAAGCUCGCGGAGGGCUUGCCGUGGAGUUACUCGCACGUCGGAGUGGAACUGGCGUUGGAUCACAAUAACUCCCCGUUUUUGAAAGAAACGGGUGACCCGGUUGGUGCACAUAAUUUGGAGGCUCACUUGCAUUUGCUUGAUGGAUACCAUGGAAAAGGCCAUAGAUUUGUGCUGUCCAGUGGAAGGGACCCAGCGUUGGUAAACAAGGGCUCUGAUUUCUUGAAAGAUCAUUACUUGGUCCCACCAUACUGGAGGCAAGACGAGAACAAGGGCCUCGUGAGGGGCCAUGAUGGCCGUUGGAUGCAGGCAGAGAGAUCUAAACUUGAUGAUCAUCCAUCUGACAUGCACCACCACCUCAGACAAUUAGGCCUAGCCGCCUAGCUUCGCACCAUAUGGAUCUUGCCAGUACCUGCCCUGCCCCAUGAAGGACUGAACUCUACUGGCCCAUCUUACUUCACUCAUGGGCUUGUCAGCCCACGAGCUUAUCUCGAUUUUCAAUCGAUUUUACUAAAGAAAUAUGUAAAUUUGCGUAACGGCCCUAAAACUCAUGGUCGUCCUUAAUUAAUAUUUAAUUCUUUUAUUUUAUUAAUUAAUAAUUAAGAAAAUAUUCAUCAAUAUCAAUUAGAGUAUGCUUACCAUAUAUAUAAGAAAAAUAUACAAUGAAUAUGAAAUGUAUAUUUAUUCAAUUAA
Tripterygium wilfordii is the source of this 2007-nucleotide messenger RNA. RefSeq names its product phospholipase A1-Igamma2, chloroplastic-like. Gene Ontology annotation, biological process: lipid metabolic process. Bases 40 to 1698 code for a protein of 552 amino acids. Lineage: Eukaryota; Viridiplantae; Streptophyta; Magnoliopsida; Celastrales; Celastraceae. Gene Ontology annotation, molecular function: glycerophospholipase activity. The record is from RefSeq and is a predicted model, not a curated record. The transcript has 2 exons.